Molecule: messenger RNA, 1185 nt
Organism: Rotaria socialis
Lineage: Eukaryota; Metazoa; Rotifera; Eurotatoria; Philodinida; Philodinidae
Source: the annotation of a GenBank genome assembly
AUGGCAUUUAUAUGGAAUGAUAAAAAUAAUUUUAUUCUAUUACAUUAUGUUGAGCUUCAUCAUCAUCAUCAUCAUCAUCAUCAUCAACAUCAUCAACAACAACAACAACAACAACAAUCAACAAUAUCAGAUAUAAAUUGGUCAUCGAUUGUAAAUGAUAUUAAUCUUGAAAUUUGUUCAACUUCAACUUUAUUAAAGAAUCAAUACGAAUAUUUAUUAGAAAAAUUUUGUACACAACAAGACUCAAAAUUUCUUCAUUCGACAUUCAAACGUAACUAUUUACAUUCAUUGUGUCAAAAAAUAGAAGAUGAUCUACAAGUAACACUUGAAACUGUCUAUGAAUUAAUAAGACAUGCACGUACCAAACGAAUUCAUGCUGAGGAUAUUGAAAAUUUGCUUACAGAAUGGAAUUUUAAUUUUACAUCUGAUGACGAAAAAAGCAAUAAAGAUCGUCUGUUGCAUGUAUUAAAUCGUCUUCUUAAUUAUAUACACACUUUUUCAAACAAUGAUGAUCGAGCAAUACCCCAUUAUUUAUCGACAAAUUCAAAUAUGACCAAGCAAUCGAUUGUUAUUCAAGAAGGAAUACACGAUCAAGAUCUAGAAUUGAUAUCAGAUAAUGAUGAUGACAUUUCGAUGACACAUGCCUCUAAAACGAAACAAAAGCAAUUGUUAAAUAUUGAUAAUAAUCAGCCACUAUUAACUGCAAUUGAACCAGACAAAUUUUCUACAGCUCGUCGUCGAACAAAAUCAUUAACAGUAUUCGAUGCAAAUAAACAAUAUAAAGUAAAUAUUGGAGUAGAAUGGUUUGUACCAAAAUUAAAACGCCGACAGAGAUCUUCAUCUUUUCAUGGACAAUAUCAAUCAUCAGUAUCAAUCGAUUCUUUACUAUUACAAAAUCGAAAUGUUCAACGUAAUGAUAUACGUGUGACGACUACAGAAAAUGAUCAAUCUUCAGAUUUGAUAAAUAAUUCAAAUCUUCGACAAACACAUACACAACCAAGUAUUUCUUGGCUACCACGGACAAGCGCACAGAUUUCAGAAAAGGAGCGUCAACAAAAUGAAUCAAAACUAAUCGACAAUGAACAAUGUGAGCAGAUGUCUUCUUCAGAUUCUGAAUCAAUGAAAAUCCAACAGUCAUCAGACCAACAGGAACAACAUUCAUGUAAACGACAACGUCUUUCUUGA